AUGUCAAGAGCAGGUCUCCAAAACAUGCUUCAGGGGAUGACAUUUAACGACAUGAAGACUGGUCAAACAAAGUCAGUUUCAAUGCCAAGAGGACCAGCUCCAUCGUUUUCUGGAAGUCCUCAAAAAUCUAAAGCGCAGCUCUGGCAAGAGCUCAAAGAUGUUCAAGAUCAGCUAGAUCGUGCGACGAAGACAAUCAAUGAUGCAGAAAUAGCUGAAGACGAGAUCAUGGCAAACAAUAGAAAACUGAAAGGGUCUCAUGAAGCGACAGCGGAGCUUGAAGAAUUGAUCCAGGAGCAUGCUCAACUGGAGCAAGAUUUGGCGACUAUAACGAAGGAGAAGGAAUUCAUUCAAGGCGAAUCCGCGAAGCUCCAAAAGGGAAUCGAAGAAAUUCAAGGGAGCGUAAAUGCUACUAAAGAUGAAGUCAGAGCUCUUUCUUCCCAACACAUGGCGAAAGAACGCACCUUUAGCCUUGCUCAAGAUCGACAAAAUAAAGAAAUCGGGGAAGUCAAUCGCGAUAAUCAACGACUUCAAGAACAGCUGGACAAACUUGACCAUGAGUUGAGCGUGGUAAAUGCAGCAAUCAAAGAUGUUGAAGACGAUUCUGAAGUGAUCAAAAAUUUAAACGAGGAAUUCACAACGCCUUCGAACAAAGGGAUUUUCGACAAGAACCAAGAGAAACUUACGUCCAGAAUCUUGGAACUCAACGCAACUGUCAGUCGGCUUCAGUCCGAGGCCAAAAAAGCAAAGCCAAAGAUUCCCAAAUCAGAAAUCGAAAAGGCGCAAAGAGAGCUGGAGAAAACUGCACAGCGGCUCGAGCUAGAACAGCAGAGCAGACAAGCAAGCCUUCGAGAGAAGCAAGAUCUUCUAGUGGAACGAGAACGGGAAAAACCAAGAUUGGAAAAGAUCAUGAGAGACAAUGCUAAGUGGGAGCUUCGACAGUCAGAGAUGUUCUUCGACGACCUAAAGAAAGAAAAGAAAGAAUAUCUCUACAAGCUCGAGCAACUGAACAAGAAAGUCGAAGGACGAAAGAACGUCAGAAACUUCCCAGAUACGUAUUCUAUCGUCACUGCUGAUGAUUCCAUCACUGCUUUCAACUAA
Molecule: messenger RNA, 1098 nt
Organism: Oikopleura dioica
Lineage: Eukaryota; Metazoa; Chordata; Appendicularia; Copelata; Oikopleuridae
Source: the annotation of a GenBank genome assembly